AUGGCGGAGCGAAACCCACUGGUUGCUGGUGGCACGCACAAGGGGUUGUCUUCGCACCCCGACACCUUCCUCACCCAUACUCUCCCGUUUCUGUCCGAUUUCUACGCUCUCAACUACCUGCUCAACAGCUCUGUCGCGGAUCAAACCUGGCUCACAGCUGCCAAGCCAGAGAGGCUGCUAGAGAAGCACGGUGACUUUCUCCAUGGUCACCCCCAUCGAGGCCGCAAGGUCGUCUUGAGUCGUGACCUCCUCGACUCAGAUAUUACUCCAAUAACCCUUGUCGAGCCUGCGGGGAUGAUCGACAGGUUUCUCGAUGAGGUUAGCAAAGCGUCGCUCCGCGCUAAGAAGGCCAGAUCCUCCCUUCUUCUCAUCGUAUUCUGCCACGGAAUUGAGGGCCAUUACCUGUGCCUCGAUAAUGGCGAUCGACGCAGGGGUCUUAGCAUCGUACGCCUCAAAGCAGCCCUGGAGCCGGGUGUAUUCGUUACCCUAUUCACAACAGCCUGUUUCUCUGGAGGCUGGGCUAUCACCCCCGAGCUGAAUAUCACAACACUGGCUGCCGCAACGCCUGACGCUUCGGGGUUCUCUCGCCUUAUAUCUGAGGACUUCCGUUUCAGCGCGCAGAAUGACGAUUUAUGGCAAGGCUAUUCUUUGACAAGCUUUGCCCUGGUGAUUGGAACCGAGGACAGAAUGUCGCCGUCGCGGAUAGAUUUGUGCAAGAUCACAACCUACGUCGCCCAUGCGGCAUUGUUGGAAGGUGGCGCCAAGAUCCACCCGGCGGAUCAUCAGGGGCCCGUGUUCUAUCGCCCUCUCAAAUACAUCGCAACAGCCAUCGCCGAAACGUGCACGACCAAGGAGGACACGGACGAGAUGAUAGAGAAGUAUUGCGAAUUCGUUGCAAGCAUCCGGCAGUUUCAUCUCGACCGUGUCGUCAAGUCAAUACCUUUCCGGCGCAAGGGUCAUAACUAG
Lasiosphaeria miniovina is the source of this 966-nucleotide messenger RNA. RefSeq lists its product as uncharacterized. NCBI's taxonomy places the organism in Eukaryota, Fungi, Ascomycota, Sordariomycetes, Sordariales, Lasiosphaeriaceae. The transcript has 6 exons. The coding region runs from base 1 to 966 and encodes 321 amino acids. The record is from RefSeq and is a predicted model, not a curated record.